AUGAAUUAUAAGUGCUUUGUCAGCAAAAAAACAUAACAAAUGGUCGCACGUGUUUCGGUUCUGAUAUAAAAUUGUUAUAUAAAAAAGUGCGAAAAUAUAAAUUUUAGUAAAAUUAUGCAUAUUAAAACUCUUCAAUGUAAAAAUGCAGAAGAACAAAUAAAAAGUUGCACAUAAAUCCUAUCAGAGAAAAGAACACAUCAGUUAAGGUUUAGUUGUUAUCAUCAGCCAUGUGUCAUCCAUCAUGCCAUGGCAACAGAGGUAGUUAGCUGGUAGCUAACUACGGAUGGUCUGGAUGUGUUAACAGGAGUACCUUCCUCAAAAGAAUAUGUCAAUAGAUAUGGCAGUCUUAUGUUGACAUGUGUUGCCACCGAUACCAGCAAUGUGCAAAUUAAAUGGUUCAGAAAUGGUGUGGAAAUAAAUCAAAAUGUAAUGGUUCUUUUUACGGUUCAUGAAAUAUCAGACACUCUUUUGGGAUAUUAUGUUAGUAGUCUUCAAAUUAAUUAUGCUACAAAUGUGACAAAUGGCACCUACUCUUGCAGAGCACAGGGUAUAAAGCGUACUGAACAAUUCUUCACAGAAGUUGAAGUUUACUAUGCUGCUCAAAUUGUUGGCUACACAUCAUAUGUUGUUGUUGGUAAUGAAAUGGCUGUCUUGCAGUGUUCUGCUAGAGGAAAUCCUUUGCCAACAUUUACAUGGUUUAAAGGCUCUUCUAGAAUAAGCUUUAUUUCUGUUAAAUAUACAAGAAAUGAUACGUCUUAUUCAGACGUGACGCAAUCAAUACUUGUAAUCAGAAAUCCAACAGACCAUGACCUCACAACCUAUACAUGUAAAGCUCAAAAUACCAUAGCUGAAAAUAUUCCAAUCACUGUUGAAAAAUCCAUCACUGUGUACCGCACCAGUUUACCACAUUUUCAACAUAAUCUUGUUGAUGGUCCUUUUCGAGUGAAGACCACAUUAACUUUGAAUGUUUCUGUUACAUCUUCUCCAAAUUCAACAUUUGUAUGGUAUAGAAACAGCAUUAUUAUUUCACAGCCUGUGACCAAAACCACAAGACAGUUUACAACUUCUAACCUUACUUCUCAAACUAAUAUAAUCCAGUUAAAUACGUCUGGUUUUUAUUUUGUUGAAGCAUGUAAUAUUGGUGGUUGCGUAAGGAGCAAGACUGUCAAAGUUGAGAUUGAAGGUCAUGUUAGCAUGAAAAACUAUUCCUUCUUGCAACCUGUGCAAAACCUAACAGAGGGUCAAAGCCAUACACAUGAGUGCAUUGCUACAGGAUACCCAGAACCAAUCAUAAUUUACUGGUAUUUAACUGUAAGGUCGAUUAGAAGUCAACAGCAAGCUGGAUGGACAUCGUUUCGCAGUGGUCAGAACUUUAUAAGUAGAUUGGAUUACUCUUUUAUUGAUAAGGAUGAUGGAGGCGUAUUAGAAUGUGUUGCGACAAAUGGAGUUUUAAGAGCAUCUGUGAGCACUACCAUAGCUGUAAAAUAUAAACCGAAAUUGUCUGCAACCCCGGCACUAGUGAAAUAUGUAGCACUUGACUCCAACGAAUCUUUGUCAUGUGUGGCAUAUGGCAAAGAGCCACCGACGAUAAAGUGGAGUAAGAAAACCAACUAUGCUACCCUUAACUACACUAAUGUGCACAUUGACAAUAGAACUGGCCAAGUAAUAAGCAUUUUGAGGCUACAACAGGCUUCUUUUAAUGACGCUGGGACUUACAUAUGUAAUGCAAGCAACAGUGCUGGUUCAAAUUAUUUUACAACUAGAUUAGAGAUACACUAUCCUGUGAAAAUCUAUCAGUAUCCACCCGCCAUUUUACAAGCCAGCGAAAAUGACAUCAAUUACAAUAUAUCAUGCUAUGCAUCUGGGUCGCCAGAGCCAAGAAUACUGUGGUUAAAAAAUGGUGUUGCAGUGAGUUUCACAGAACUGUACCGCAUUCGUAAUGUAGCAAUCAAUUCUUCAGCUGUUUUGUCUACUUUGGAGUUAAAAGUAGUUAAUAAAAUUGACCAUGCAAAUUGGAGCUGUCAAGCAAGUAACGUUCUUGUUGGGAAUCAAUCAACUUUUGACAUAGCAACGACAUUUCUGAACGUGGCAUAUGUGCCUGACUUUAAUUCUACACAGAAGCUACGUACAGUAGCUGAAGGAAGUGACGUGUCAUUACCUUGCCAGGUUAUUUCUUAUCCUGCGUCAAACAUAAGUUGGAUUGGUCCUGUUGACUUUACAAUAGAUCCAAGGUUUUUGUUGGAUGAUCUAAAACUUGUCGAAGUCCAGAGUAGCUAUGUUGUGGUAGAGCGUACAUUAAAUAUCCACAAUGUGUCAAGAAUGGAUGCGGGAUACUACAAUUGUUCUGCAAUUAACUCUGAAGAGAGAAAGGUUUAUCGACAAAUAGAGUUGGUGGUGCACUAUCCUGUUGAAAUUUAUCAACGACCACCAGAAGUAUCUCGUGUAAGUGAAUUCGAUGCUGGAUACAACAUGAUGUGCGAUGCUUCAGGAUUGCCUUUACCAACAAUAUCGUGGUUGAAAAAUGGUGUUAUGUUUUUAUCUUCAAAUUACUCCAUUAGGAAUAUAACAUUAAACUCCUCCGCUGUUUCAUCUAUUUUGACAAUCAAAAAUGUCCAACAGAGUGACCAUGGAAACUGGACAUGUCGUGCUCACAACUCCCUUGUUGGUGGUCAAAGUAGAUCUGAUUCAGCCACAACUCUUUUGAAAGUGACACAUGAUCCAGCUUUCAUAUUGUACCCACCUGAAAAGUAUGUUGAGAUUGAAGGAAGUAAUGUAUCGUUGAUCUGUAGAGUCAGAUCUUAUCCUGCUUCCAACAUUAGUUGGGAUGGUCCUGUUAACUUCGCAAUAAAUGAAAGAUUCGUUUUGGGAGAUCAAAAGGCUGUUGAAAUUGAGAGUAGCCAUGUAAUCUUAGAGCGCAUGUUGAAAAUUCAAAACGUAUCAAGAAUGGAUGCAGGAUACUACAAUUGUUCUGCUGUUAAUACUGUUAGUGAGACACUUCAGAAACCAACAUAUUUAAAUGUGCAAUUUCCUGUUAAAAUCUAUCAACGGCCACCAAAUGUAUCCAAAGUAGAAGAGUCCGUCAUAAGUUACAAUUUGUCGUGCUACGCUGAGGGAUGGCCCCGACCUACUAUAUCAUGGUUUAAAGGCGAUGUUAAUGUGGUGCCAACGCAUCGUGUGCACCUGAAAGAGAUGAACUUCAUUGCAAUUUCUGUUUUGGAAAUUAUAAAUGUUAACCAGAGUCACUACGGAAAUUGGAGUUGUCUUGGAAGAAAUGUUCUUAACCAAAGUCAGGAGACAAUGGACCGUGCUACAACACUACUGAGAGUAUUAUAUAAUCCUAUAUUCUUAUCACCUCCAACAGAGAAGCAACGUACAGUAAUUGAAGGAAGUGAUGUGUCUUUAGUUUGUCAAGUCAGAUCAUAUCCUGCUUCAAACGUUAGUUGGAAUCUUUUGGAUAACUUUCAAUCUGAUAGUAGAUUUGUUUUCGAAGAUCAAAAUGUUGUUCUUAAAAGCAAUGAUGCCUUCGUAGAGAAAACUUUGAAGAUUCAAAAUAUAUCGAGAAGAGAUGCAGGUUUAUAUCGUUGUUCCGCGAGUAACUCCGGAGACAGGAUUUUUUUGAGAGAAACACGUCUGGUUGUGCAGUAUGCUUCUUCCAUCACAACAAAUUUGAAUGGUGGCAUGCAUCGAAUCAUGGAAGGUUCUAGACUUGAGUUGCAUUUUGGUAUCACAUCUGUUCCUCCUUCCAACUUUACGUGGACGAUGGACGGAGUGGUACUGGUCAAGCAGACAGGUCAGGAGGGAACCUCCUUUCAAACUAGUGUCUUCAACAGGACAAUUUUUAGGAAUCAAUCUGCCCAGUACAGAGCAUCAGCAUGUAACUUCUUAGGUUGCAUCAACAGUCGAAUUACCAACGUGAUAGUUGAAUUUCCUCCCACACAUCAAAUCCAGCAGGCAAGCAUCGCGGUAGAACAAAACAAAAAAGUGAAUUUCACCUGUAGAGUAUCCAGUGAGCCAGUUUCAAGUAUUUUGUGGUUGUAUAAGGGCAGUGAGUUAGCCGUUGAUAGAGAUAAUGUCAAUGUGAUAAACUCUGAAAAUGUUUCCAAGUACUUCACAACAGCAACUUCUGUUAUAUCAAUUAGAGACGUUAGGAAAGAUACGCAUAGUGGUGUGUACACUUGCAAAGCGACUAACAAAGUGGAUGUGGUAAAUCAUACUAUUGAAUUGAUUGUGGUGCUAAAUCCACCAGAAUUAUUAACCAAACUUAAUUUGCAGUACAAUGUAAACACUAAUUCCACUUUAUCCUUAUCAUGCGUUGCAAGAAGUAACGAGCUACCCCACAUUGUAUGGUACAAGGACAACGUGCAGAUACGAAACGACAGCAACAAUGCGCUGUUACGCCAUGUGAGUGGCAAAGAAACUAUUAAUGUGACGCUACUCAUACAGCCGGUUAAAGACAACUCGACCGGUGUAUACAGAUGCGAAGCGACAAAUGUGGCUGGUUCUGCCAAAAACGUAACCCAAGUUACUGUUUACUAUCCGCCUAGAAUUGACAAAAAUAGAAGUAACAUUCUAAGGACAAUCGAGUUUACGACAGAUUACACAAAUCUGUCGUGCAGUGCGACAUCCUACCCCAACCCGACGUUUGUGUGGUUUAAAGAUGGUGUGCAGCUUGCUCAGAAUUCUCCUGGAUACGUAAUAACCAAUACUAUUCUUUAUAGCCGUAUCACCAUUAGAAAUGUUGGGAGAAGGGACUUUGGAAAAUGGAAGUGCAUGGCUGAAAAUAGGCUUGUUGGUAAUCUGUUGAGGACUGACGCGUUCACCAUCACUUUACUUGUGUCAUACAGCCCUGGCUUUGCACCGUCAUAUCCUAAACAGUUGUACCUUGCGGCGGAAGGAAAUAAUGUGUCACUUAUAUGUCGCGUCAAUUCGUAUCCACCGCCAUCAUAUGUACGAUGGACAACUCCUGUUAAUGUGACCAUUGACAAUCAAAGGGUUUUUGUGCAAGAUGACAUCAGACACGCCGACAACAAAACAUUGGGAACAGUCUUGGUUAUUACUAAUGUCUCCAGAACAGACAGUGGUUUUUACACCUGUGAGAGCAGCAAUAGUCAGGGGACAAAAAACAUAAGCAGGGAGCUGGAAGUCCAAUAUUUACCUAUUCCAGAGGAUUUGAGAGACCAAGUAGUGUUUGUUUCAGGAAAUGCCGUCCUAAAAUGCACUGUGAUUGGUGAACCUCUGCCGAACAUCACAUGGUGGUUCAACGGAAAGCAAGUAUUAUCAGACGUCACUCAUAAGUUGAUCUCACACGUCAUCAACGACGGGAUGAUACAGGUGACAUCUGUGUUGAAUAUAUUUAACGUUAAAAAAGAGCAGGACGAAGGAGUGUAUACAUGUCGGGCUACGAAUGAUAUAGACACUGGAGAAAAAAAUGUGACCUUGACUGUACAAGUCAUUCCUGAUGGUUUCAAACCAGCACCUGAGAAGAAAUUUAAUGGGUUGUUUGAAUAUUAUGGUUUGGCUUUGAAAAUUCAAGGUAUUAACUUUUCUAUCAGCGACAUUACAACGCAGAGAGAUUUUAUGAAAGAUGAAUUCAACAGAUCACUUGUUUUAGCGCUAACAAGUAUUUUUAACGACAUAGUCAACAACAGUGUGGUGGCUGUUACAAUUCAAAAACCAUUCAUCAACAAGCAAGUAAAUUUCACAAUAACACUAAGGUUAACAGUGACGGAGAGUACUAAACAGCUCACAAAAUCUUUUCAAGAGUCUCUAAUGAAGAAUGACGGGCAGUUGUUUCAAAAUGGAAGCUCAUUUUGCGCGAGUGUGAAGCCCGACACAAUCACAGUAUUAGAUUACAAUGAAUGUGACUUUGCAUCAAAUUGCAGCAAAAAUGCAUAUUGUCUUAAUCUCAAUGAAUCUUCAACAUAUGCAUGCAAAUGCAAGGCUGGCUACACUGGAAAUGGUUUCGUGUGUGUUGUAAAAACCGACAAAGAAAAUAUAUUUAUAAUCACACUGGCUACAAUCAUCGCAUUUGGAAUUAUAGUUGUGAUUGCACUGCUCUACCUUGCAAGACGCAAGCUGAAGAAAGAAACAGAAAAAUUCAAGAGCAAUGUGCAAAAGCAAAUGACAGAAACAAAUGGUUACAAAAACGGUAGGAUGAGUGAUCCUAAGGUUUGGAUGAAUAAUCUACCUCAAGACACGCAGAAGAUCAAAUUUAAAAAUAAAAGAAAGAAGUGAUGUGAUCUCAACCUCCUGUGUGACCAGGUUAUUGUCUUGUAUGAACUCCUGCGUGACCAGGUUAUUGUCUUGUAUGAACUGUUGGCUGUGUGACCAGGUUAUUGUCUUGUAUAAACUGUUGGAAAUAUAUUGUAAAAAGUUUUCUAAGCGCGCAGAACUUGCACAAUUUGCAGAAGUUAAAGCUGAAAUUCCACUCGAUAGCAAAACAGAACGGAAUAAAAAAUAUUUAAAUUUGAAUUGUUAUUUGCAGAUUUUUUUGUCUUUAUAAUUUUAUCCGUUCACGUCUGUAAGAAAAGUUAGAACGAUUUCAACUUUCUGUUUGGAGGUCAUCGAACAAUCAUAUUCCUGAAAUCACAAUUGUUUGGUCCAAUCCGUUUCAUGUGGUUUUUGAGUGAAAUUUCACCUUAUUGGUGUUGAUCAAUUUCUUAGCCCGCAUUAAUUAAUUUCAAUGAUGCACGUUUUACCUACAUGGCCUUUUUUAAGCACACGUCAAGAAAAAUAUAUAAAAAAGAAUAGUCGUAGGCUGAAAUAUCAUUGUUUUUAAAAGUAAGAAAAAUUCGAGUGUGAAUAAUUUUCUUGCAAUUCUCUCUUAAUCUACAACUGAUAAUUGUUUUUGCUUGCGAUUGUUUUUUUUAUACCUGUAAUAACUGCGACUUACAAUUAUAGAGCUCAAAGCAUGUAUAAAAUCAAUUUACAUGGAAUGCAAGUACUAGGUGUCUGUCCGUCACGCAAAAUGGUACUCUAAGUAGCGAAACGCUUUGAAGGCGGUAUGAAAAGACCAUGUGAACCCGUGGAUUUUUCCACGGGCAACCGACUAUUACAUACAUAAUACACAAUUAAAAUGUUUUGCCUCUCUAGCGGACCAAGGCUUAGUACAUGAAUAUUGAAUGUGGCUGGUACACUUGGUUUUUAUUUCUAGUUUCAAGCUCUUAUGUGUAUCCAGGAUAGUAGGAGGUGCGCAGGUUUUACCUGAAAAUAUCAAAGAGAACAAUAAUUACCGCCCGGUCCGUCAUCAUUCGCUUAGGGCCCAGUAUUGUCGCCGAUAUUAUUCAGAGGUUUUUGUAUGGAAUUGACUUUUGGUGUGCAGAUUCGAUGCCAUUUUAUCUAUUGUUUUCGCGAAACAGAAAGAACGUUACUCUUAGGAUGGGCAAGAACAUUCACUAACUCAAGCAUGUAUGUUUGAGAUUACUAUCUCCAUCAGUUGCUACGCAGGGACGAUUUCUCGACAGUCGUGGCUAGUUGAAUUUCCGCGCCCGAAGGCGUAGGAAAUUCUUUAAAACCGUCGUUUUUUUCUUUCGGAGCAUUUUUUGAGAAAAAAUCGACCCUGGGAUUUAACGUUGGUCCGUCACAGAUGUAAACUUCGUACCCAGGCUCCUAAACUACUGGGAAAUCUAGUAUUGACGCUUCAGGCCAAAAUUGGUAUUUGUUUUCGACAAAAUUUGGCACAGUUAAAAAAAAGUAUGGUGAAAAUAAUGGUGACAUAAUAAUUUUGAUUUUUGUCACCUAAAUGUCAUUUCAGGUCAAAAUUUAUCCAAAAAUUAAAACUGCUUUAUUUUCGACAAAAAUUGACACAGUUAAUAAAAAAUUUGAUUUUUUGUCAACUAAUGCCGUUUAAGACCAUAAACGUUUCAAUCGCAAGACUUUCAACCAUGAAUGAUAGGCUGUAUUAUUUGUUAGCAAUUUCUUUUAGAAUGUGAGUUUAUUAUGA
This is a messenger RNA of Hydractinia symbiolongicarpus, 7942 nucleotides long. Its product is annotated as hemicentin-1-like. Bases 349 to 6234 code for a protein of 1961 amino acids. Gene Ontology annotation, molecular function: calcium ion binding; cell adhesion molecule binding. The transcript has 24 exons. The record is from RefSeq and is a predicted model, not a curated record. NCBI's taxonomy places the organism in Eukaryota, Metazoa, Cnidaria, Hydrozoa, Anthoathecata, Hydractiniidae. Gene Ontology annotation, cellular component: cell-cell junction. Gene Ontology annotation, biological process: cell-cell adhesion.